Messenger RNA from Myotis daubentonii (Daubenton's bat), 488 nucleotides. Its product is annotated as small ribosomal subunit protein uS8-like. The transcript has a single exon. Lineage: Eukaryota; Metazoa; Chordata; Mammalia; Chiroptera; Vespertilionidae. The record is from RefSeq and is a predicted model, not a curated record. The coding region runs from base 46 to 438 and encodes 130 amino acids.
UAUAAAAUAGUGGCAAACUUUCCGCCAUCGGCCCGUGCCGCCAUAAUGGUGCGCAUGAAUGUCCUGGCUGAUGCUCUGAAGAGUAUCAACAAUGCCAAAAAGAGAGGCAAGCGCCAGGUUCUCAUCAGGCCGUGCUCCAAAGUCAUCGUCCGGUUUCUGACUGUGAUGAUGAAGCAUGGUUACAUUGGUGAAUUUGAAAUGAUUGAUGACCACCGAGCUGGGAAAAUUGUUGUGAACCUCACAGGCAGAUUGAACAAGUGUGGAGUCAUCAGCCCCAGAUGUGAUGUGCAACUCAAAGAUCUAGAAAAAUGGCAGAACAACUUGCUUCCAUCCCAUCAGUUUGGUUUCAUUGUACUGACAACCUCAGCAGGCAUCAUGGACCAUGAAGCAGCAAGACGAAAACACACAGGAGGGAAAAUCCUGGGAUUCUUUUUCUAGGGAUGUGAUACAUAUGUGGAAAUAAAAUGCCUCAAAGGACAAAAAAAAAA